ACUCCAAUUGUUGCCUCUCCUUGGAUGGCGUGCACUUGAUAGGGAACAAUAUGUCUAAUCACAGUGGAUCCGACUGGUUCCCGGUACUGAGUUCAGCCGACGGUGAGGUGCAGGGGGACGGAUCCAAAAUAACUCGAAUCCUAAUUGCUGCGGUUUACUCAGUUGUUUGUGCUUUGGGACUUGUAGGAAACAUUUUGGUUUUGUACCUGUUGCAUUCCAAGUACAGGAAGAAAAGGUCACCUGUGAACUUCUUUGUGAUUAACCUCGCUGUGACUGAUUUUCAGUUUGUACUCACGCUUCCUUUCUGGGCUGUGGAGACUGCGCUGGAUUUCAGCUGGCCAUUUGGCAAGGUCAUGUGCAAGAUUAUUUCUUCGGUCACUACCAUGACCAUGUACUGCAGCGUUUUCUUUCUUACAGCAAUGAGUGUGCAUAGAUAUAGCUCUGUGACCUGUUCUUUAAAAAUGAAAAGUCGAGGUUCUUCCAAAUGGUUAACAAAACUUGUCAGCCUUGUUAUUUGGACAUUCUCACUUAUUCUUACCCUACCACAUGUAGUGUUUUCUACAACAGUGGUGAUCUCUGAAGAAGAGCUAUGCUUAGUUAAGUUCCCAGACCUGCAACAUAUCGAUCCGCAAGUCUUGUUGGGAGUCUACCAGACCCAGAAAGUUUUAUUUGGCUUCCUCAUUCCCCUCCUCAUCAUCACGAUCUCGUACAUGCUCUUAGUGAGGUUCGUGGGCAAUGUAAACACUUGUAACAAGAAUCCUAAAAGAGCAUCCCAAGUAACAAAAUCUGUAACGAUAGUCGUUUUGUCAUUUUUUGUGUGCUGGCUUCCAAACCAGUCCAUUACUGCCUGGGGUAUCUUCAUAAAGUUCAAUGUUGUCCCUUUUAGUGAAGCCUACUACAUUGCGCAGGCAUAUGUCUUUCCAUUAACAGUCUGCCUGGCUCAUACCAAUAGCUGCCUCAACCCAGUUCUCUACUGUCUGAUACGGCAAGAGUUUCGGAUAGCUUUGAAACACCUUUUAUUCAGGGUAACUCCUUCGUUUAGGAGACUGGGUCCAGUGUUAAGUAAUAUCGCUCCCCAGAAGAAAGACAGGAGCCGGGUUUCUAUUCAGAUGAAUAACAAGACACAUUUGGAGUCUUUGGGACGUGGCUGAUAUUUGCACAACAUCUCAGAAAGACUUUUUGGAGAAGUAGGUAAAAGAAUAUUGAACGGUAACACGAUUGUUGAAAAAUGCCUUGUAUGUACAAUAUUAAAAGGAAAACAAACUAAGAAAGACAGACCAUCACUGUAUUAUAUUUUAAUUCAUUUGCGAAAUCUAAAUAUGUUCCAUAAAUGCUUUUUAAACGCCAAAAGUAUGAGAUCAACGGAGAGAGGCGACAGAGCGGCUUUUUUCAGCACCUCGGACAGCGCUCGUCUAUUGCAACAGCGCAAACGUUUGCAAGAGGAGGCAGCAAAACUGCGCCCAUACUGACUGCCAGUUUGUGACCUCUACUCAUUAACUGGAGUUUUAAAUGAUGGACAUACCCCUCAAGUGUACCGAGGAGCAUUCCUCAUCUGGGAUCAUUAAACAGUUCAUGUUCCUCGAAGUUCCACGUUUUAGGGUCUGCCAGGCAUUCGGUAUUAGCAAUUUUAACUGAUAUUCAUGGUAAAUAGAACUGAAUCACAUUAAGUCAUGAAAAGAGCAAUUCUAUAGGUAAAACAGUUCACAUUUUAACCAUUUUAUGAGCUUCCUAGUUGACCUUGUUGGUAAGCUGCUCGUAGGUGUUCCACUUUCUGCCCAUUUGUUCCACAUUACCAGAGGUAGUUUUCCUCAUUUUGUAAAUGGAAGUUAGAGAGCUAUGAUGGUGGGCUGUAUU
Molecule: messenger RNA, 1854 nt
Organism: Protopterus annectens (West African lungfish)
Lineage: Eukaryota; Metazoa; Chordata; Ceratodontiformes; Protopteridae
Product: relaxin-3 receptor 1-like
Exons: 1
Coding region: 51-1151 (366 amino acids)
Biological process (GO): G protein-coupled receptor signaling pathway; immune response
Cellular component (GO): membrane
Molecular function (GO): G protein-coupled receptor activity
Source: RefSeq, a predicted model, not a curated record